Molecule: messenger RNA, 1021 nt
Organism: Triticum aestivum (bread wheat)
Lineage: Eukaryota; Viridiplantae; Streptophyta; Magnoliopsida; Poales; Poaceae
Product: probable glutathione S-transferase GSTU1
Exons: 2
Coding region: 44-712 (222 amino acids)
Biological process (GO): glutathione metabolic process
Cellular component (GO): cytoplasm
Molecular function (GO): glutathione transferase activity
Source: RefSeq, a predicted model, not a curated record
CCAUAACCCUAACCAGACCCUGAUUAACUAGCUCGUUAAGGCAAUGGCGGCCGUGAAGCUGCUCAAUUGCUUCGUCAGCCCGUUCGGCAAUAGGGUGCGGAUCGCGCUGGCGAAGAAGGGCGUGGAGUACGAGGAGACGGCCGAGAACAUGGUCACCAAGGGCCCGCUGCUGCUGUCGUCCAACCCCGUCCACGCCAAGGUCCCCGUCCUCCUCGUCGACGGCAAGGCCGUCUGCGAGUCCCUGGUCAUCCUCGAGUUCAUCGACGAGGCGUUCGCCGGCACCGGCGCGCAGCUCCUCCCCGCCGACGCCUACGCGCGCGCCAACGCCCGCUUCUGGGCCGCCUACGUCGAUGCCAAGAUGCCGGAGUGCGCCGGGAAGAUCUGGAAGGUGCCGAAGGGCGCGCCGGCGGUGGAGGAGGGGAAGAAGGAGAUGGUGGGCGUGUUCAAGACGCUGGAGGGGGAGCUGGGCGAGAAGCCCUACUUCGGCGGCGAGGCGCUCGGGUACGCGGACGUGGCGCUGGUGACCUUCACCCCGUGGUUCCUGACGUACGAGCGGCUCGCCGGGUUCAGCAUCGCGGAGGAGUGCCCCAAGCUGACGGCAUGGGCGGCGCGGUGCGUCGGGGAGAACGAGUGCGUGGCCAAGUCGCUGCCGGACGCCGAGGCCGUGUACCAGUUCGUGGGCGGCAUGAGGAAGCACUUUGGCCUCGAGUAGCUUUGCUCGAUCCGCCAGCUGCGUACGUCAGUAUGAUGAUGAGUACAAUUAAUAAGCUAGCCGGGUGGCCGGCCGGCCGGCAAUCAGCACUCGCACGUACGUGUCGCAUGCGUCGUCGCGCAUGCAUGCAUGCCUGUGCGCAAGUGCAGUCGUGCGUCUCCUUGUCGACUGCACUGUUGUUUCCUCCGUCCGUCUCAGUCGUUUGUGCUUUUAUUAUUUGGGUACUGCUGGCUCCGUGCUUUGUGCUCGGCCGGCGACCAGUUCAUGGACCGUCCCGCCCCUGUAACCUGUGUGCCGGAUCAAGGAAUA